Messenger RNA from Lachancea thermotolerans CBS 6340, 3615 nucleotides. RefSeq names its product Ecm30p (gene ECM30). The record is from RefSeq and is a predicted model, not a curated record. The coding region runs from base 1 to 3615 and encodes 1204 amino acids. Gene Ontology annotation, cellular component: Golgi trans cisterna; membrane; Golgi medial cisterna. The transcript has a single exon. NCBI's taxonomy places the organism in Eukaryota, Fungi, Ascomycota, Saccharomycetes, Saccharomycetales, Saccharomycetaceae.
AUGGGCCAGUCUGAUUCGAAACUUACGCAGUACCGGGACCACAUUUUCCAACUCGCAGACCCGGGCGUUCUACCUUUGUAUUCACCCUCGGCACAUCCGCGAGAUAUUAUUCGCUGCUACAAUGACCCUCUGUCGCAAAACGGCCUCACGGGCGAGGUCGAGGAUGGAGCCGGCGACGCACUGCCGGACGAGGAGCUGUUCUCGCCAGUAUUCAGCGCAUUCGCAAGCUCGGACGCCGAGGCGCGCGAUGUGUAUUCUGUGGUUUCCACGCAGGAAUUGCGGCUCAUCUUCCAAUCUAACCAGGCCAACUUCAUCAGCCUGGUGCGGUUUUUUGCAUUCAAGAUCCACGCGCUCGCGUGCCAGCUGCAGCAUUGUGACGACGUGGACGAGUUUCGUGCGCGCAGGGCCGAGCUGCUCAGCAGCGUCCGCAUCAUGACCAAGAUCAUGCCCGUAUUCUUCGAAAUGGAUACGGACCAGAGCCUCGAGGACUCGCUCUUCUGGAGCCGAGAUAGCUCGCAGGCCCUCCAAUGUGGCGAGCUUCCCGCUCCCGUUGUCGUCCCCAAACUUAAUGUCAACCACGCUCCUACCGAGUCCCAGGCGGUUGUGCCGCUUGGAGUGGCCCUGCUGCAGGCGUGCGUCAAGUUGCUUUUCAUGCAGGGCUUCACGCUGCCUCUUUCAAAGCCCCAGCUCGACGAGCUCGGCAAAACAUCCUUCCUGCUUUGGGAAAAUGGCAUCAACACGUCGGAGAGUAAUUAUAGACCACCCAGUCCUAAACUGGACUCCAACAGACUGGAGGUCCUGCGGCUCCUGUUGACUGUUUCCUCAAAAGAACUAUACUCCAAUCAUAUCCCCAAAUUUCUGUGCGUGCUCACCACAUCCCUACCAGAGUUCCACAUUAUAUGCCUGGCAUCCUCUCUCUUGAACCUUGUGUGCCGCUCUUGCCGCAAUAACGAGGAGAACAACGGCCUGAACUACCCUCCAAACUCUUAUCAUACUUCUUGCAAGAGCACGAACAUGAGAGCGUUACGCAAGGCCCUUGCUGCAGCUUCUGCGCAAAUGUUGAACCUUUCCCUUUUAUGCUCCAUCGAGGGGCCGAGACGGAGCGAGAUUUACCUCUUUCUCUAUGGGCUAAAUCUUUACUCUACUAAUUACGAGAUCAAGAACCUAGUCUCCUCUUAUUUGGGGACAUUGAACCGGGAAUUUGAUCUGAAGUUCAUAUUGAUCAGCCUGGUGACACUUCUCAAGAGGCCCAUCGACCGAGCCAUCGAAAACGAAUCUAAUCCCUUUUCUCUUCUCAACGGCUCUUCGAACGCCAGCACCAAACAAGGUAAAGGCCCAACGAAAAAGAACGGCCAUUCCCGCAGUAAUUCAGCAAAGGGCGCGUCUUCCAAAAGCAACCUUUCUCGUUUGCCAAGGUCCACUUUGCAAGUUACGACGUUACUUUGGGAAUUAAUGAAGUGCAACAAGUCAUUCGAGAACUACGUCGCAGAUAAGUACGCUAACAAGCUACUGCUGGUCUGUAUAUUCCACAUCAAAUACUACUCCGACUCGCCGGAUUGGCGAACAAGCUUAAUACCUGCCAUAUCUGGAUUUGCCAUAUACUUGUCAUCGAAGAAGCUGGUAUUUUCCAAGAUGUCCUUUUGUUUCAAUGUUAACUAUUAUACCAACAAGUUACCCAACUUUUUCAAAUUGUCCGUUGGGGACGUUAAUCACUUGACGUACCGCGACUUUGCAAUUAUCCACUUAUCUAACAUUGCAAUGAACCAGGUCCAUGAAAAUCUGUUUUUGGAUCCCAACUUGAUUGAAAUAAUUUACAACCUGCUUCCCAUGGCUCAUGAAAAGGAUGGUGGGGAGCUGGUUCAACUUUCUUCCGAAAGAAGUAAUAAGCUUACUGGCUUAAGCUACAACGCAUGCGUGGCUCUUUUACAGCUGAUUUCAAAGAUGACUUCCAAGAACUACUUGACUACUUUCGCUGGCGAAAAAGGUGAUCCCGAUAGUUCCGGAAAUUCUUCAGACGCGACGAUUAACAAACCUGAUGAAAAAGCAAAACCCUACGCCUUUUCUCCUGGGUUCAAACUUGACACUUUAGCUCUUCUUCUUCAUGCAUUCAACAGCUGCAUUUUCAAUUACUUCAGAGACUCCAAACAUUUGUUAUUCGUGCUUUGCCGGCACGCUCGCGUCGUCCAACGCUUAGACGAAAUACUCCAAGAGAUUUCUUCAGAGAUUAAUUACGUUUAUGAUAGACAAGAUUCUCGGGCGUCCUUGAAGCCAAACAGUCUCUUCAUCAGUGACUUUUUUGACGAUUCAUUGCCUUACGAUGUUCGCAUCAGUCAGGCCAAUACGGGCCUGCAAUCUUUCUCAGGGAGCGAGUACAGUUUGAUGGAAAAGGCUCAACUACAGUCGCUUUUGUUUUUUGACGCAGAAAAGACUUAUUCUGAGGAGGUCGAGGCUACUGCCGAGCGAAUUGCGAACGGGUCUCCAAACAAAACAAUUGAACUUUUUGAACACUCGGAUAAGGAACACAACCCAAUCUUGUCUUCGACAGAGCUGCUCCUUGCUCUCAGACCCAUUAGACCACUCGGCUUAAGUUUUAAGAGUAAACUGAAAACAAGAAAGGAGGGUCCUCUGAAAGAUAGCUGGCUAGGGUCUCAGACUCUCUCCAUCUUGAAAAGAACCGUCAAAAUUGUAAACAAAAUGUUUCCAGAGAUCCCUCAAGUUACAACCGCGACCUAUAUUCCAUUGCUUCGUAAGUUGCUGGAAUCUGAGAGCUUCUUGAAAAAGGAGCUCUCUCAUGCAAUGCCAUACGAAACAAAGAUCAGCAUCAAGGUCACUAAUCCCCUUCUAAUAAGUUGGGAACACAGUGCGCCAGCUUCUCGUUGGUAUUUAUCCAUUCUCUGGGCCGACAUUUUCAACUACAACAGCGUCCCGUUUAUUAGCGCGUACACAAAAGAGAACUCACAACAAGAUGCAUUCUUACAGCAUCAGAACCAGUCACUCUCGCAACCCCAAACACCAAGAUUAGAAAGACACAAUUCACAAGGGUCAUCGCUUUCUAGGACGAACAGUAAUAGUAGCUCUAUCUCCACAUUUUUUCUGCACCAGGAGCCCGAAUCCGCAUCUAAUAGUGCCCCAAACAGCCCAAGCGUAGGCUCAAGCUUCUCAUCAUGGCUGAACAACAAGUACCAAGCCGGAAGCCAGAAUAACGAGCGUUCUUCGCUCUUUAGAUUUUCAUGGGCAGGCUUUCAGAAAAAUCCUCAAGAUGAGAAGAUUUGCGAAGAAAUUAGCAAUGAGCCAGAGGAUGAUCUAGUUUCUCCGGAGGGUUCUUUUGUUUUGGACAUGGGAUUGCUCAAACCCAACAUAUGGGUUGGUACCAGAGUGGAGCUCUUCAAAACGAAGGUCGAUGAGAGAGAGAACUACAGUUUGAUGGAAAUGACUUCCAACUUUCUGAGAAAGCUAAGACUCGGUAACAGUUGGGGCGUUAACGCCCCUGACGGAGUCAUGGUGACGCCGGGGACUUUGGCUCCGGGUACUGCGCGUUCAUGGACCCCACGAAAUUCCAUGAUAGGAAACGGGACCGCGUCUCUACAAAGGCAUCCCAAUGGGAGCUCAAAAUAG